AUGGCUGUCAUUUCUCAAGCUUAGGACCUUUAAUUUCUUCAAAUGUACAAAAGAGACCCAAUUCAUUUUAUUUUUAUUGUUGAUGAUCCUCUCUUUUUUCAAUAUUACUACUUAGAGUAAUUUAAGUGCUUUUUGUUGAGUUACAACGCAAAAAGAAUGUUUCUAACAAAUGAGAUGGACGUAUAAGACAUCUUUUCAAUAUUUACUCCAUAAUGCAAAGAUAAUCAAAAUGAUUUUAUGCCACUUAUUUAGUUCUAACCAUUUGCUAAUUUAUAGAAUGAAGAUUGUUUUUAUUAAAUCUUUAACCAAAAUGUACUAACAAAUGAUUAAUUUAAACAAUGGUUAUAAUCCGCUGAUAAGAAAGAAUAAGUAGAAGAUAAUCCAGAAUAGAAACUUGAGCAAGUCUACAACUUAGUUGUAAAAAAUUGCAUGGAUUAAAAAUUUAAUAAUUCUGUGGUCUUUGUAAGCUCAAUGAUUAGCGCAUCGAAAUAAAAAUAAUAUAAUAAAUAGAAAUUAAAUUAAUUGAAAACUAAUCAGAAUUCUAAUUACAAUUUUAAAUUACAUGCCAUCUCUCUCAGAAAAAAUAGCUUUUAAUUACUUUAAAAGUUGACUUCUUCCUCACUUGGUUAUUAUUUUUAUGCUAAAGACGUUUAAAAAUAGCUAUUUCUCUACUCAUUAGAUUAGAUAUUAAUUUUACACACAAAAAGUUAUUUAAAAAACUAUAAAAUCGAGCUUUAAUUCGAGGAUAGCCAUAAUAUUAUAAAAUAAAUUUCCCAUUGCUCUAAAUGGAUAUUAAAUAAUAAUUCAGGCUAAAAACAGUCUUACAAAAUCUAGUAAAAAUACUUUACAUCUAAUGAAGAAAAAAUAAGUCUUCUAUCAGUUGUCUUAAACCCAACAAAUAAUUUAUCCCCAGGUGUUUACAAAAUAGGUAGUGUAACUCACUCUUUCUAGGUCCCAAGCUAGAAUAAUUUUAUCACGAUUAAAAAUCUUGCAAUCUCUUCUUUAAUUUGA
Molecule: messenger RNA, 1011 nt
Organism: Tetrahymena thermophila SB210
Lineage: Eukaryota; Ciliophora; Oligohymenophorea; Hymenostomatida; Tetrahymenidae
Exons: 2
Source: RefSeq, a predicted model, not a curated record